GCGUGUAGAUCGCCAUAAAACCUCACGGAAGAAAAAGUAAACGGAAGUAAGCGUUGAACAAGAACAUUUUUCACGUUAGCGUUUUUGUUAGAUUCAUUAACACAAUGAAACUCAAACUGUGACUCAUUUAACUGCACAGCAUCACAUACUUGCCCCAGGUAUUCUUUACUUUGCGUUGGAGACAGGACUUGGUUGAUAGAUGUUAUCUAGGUAACGCAGCCUAGCUAGUAGCAGUUAACAAUGGCUAACUGUAUGGUUUUUCACACUCAAAUAGCCUCCAUCAUGGAGGUACUAGCGAAUGCAGCCGUGGCAGAGAUCUGUAAACUAGUAGACGACGACUAUGCAGUGUUUCGUUUAGAAAUUUCUCAAAGCCAGAAAGAAAACAGGGGAUUGCGGAGGAAACUACAGUUAAUAGAACUGAAGGUGGCACGUGAGCGCGCAGAGAGGACAACGCGAGAUCGCGUCCUCGCCAGUCGUCCCAGCAGUGUCAAGAUCAUUGACCGAUUCAGAGGAAUGGCAAGAGGUGAAGGACAUCUCACUGGAGGCCACAGGAGCUUUGUGAAGCCAGCGGGACACAAUACAUGGAGAGAUGACCAACCAAUCACCAUUGAUGAGGGGAAUGGAACCUCAACCCAGCACAUUAUUGUGAUAGAGUCUGCAGAUGCAGAGGCUGCAGGUCCUGGAGUCAAGCAGGAGAGGUCUGAAGGAGAAGAGGACCCACGGCACAGCAAAGACAUCCAGACUGGAGAGGCUGGAUCACCCCCUGUAGCCACAGAGGACCCCACCACCAACCCAGCGCAGCCCAGGACCCAACGUAGCAUCACGGAGGUCAGUGGAACGAUGGAGGAGGAGGGUCCAGAGGUGGUGCUGGUGAAGGAGGAGGGGUGUGAGGAGGGUUUGGGGAACCCUGAGGGGACCAUGGUCAUGGAGGAUAACCAGACUUCACCUCUUGAACCCACAGAGGAACCAUCUGAGCAGCACAGGACUACACACAGUCUCACUGAGUCAGUAGACAUGGAGGAUGGGAAGCCUGAUCUGUUGCUGGUCAAAGAGGAAAUAGAAGAUGGACCAGAGAGCAUUGAUUUGAUGAGUGGACUAAAGAUGGGGGAGCAAGGUGGUUGGCUGGAAGCUAACAGAGGAGACUGGGAAGACAUCUUGGAUUCCCAAACCCAGACGGGUGCAGCCAAGGGCCCGGGGGACAACAUCACUGAGCAGGCCAGGACGAGAGGUGACAUAAUGGAGUCUGCAGUCCAUGAAGACCUGCUGAUAUCCGGUGUUGCUGGCGGGAGAGACUGGACCUCUGAAGCUGCCUGUCACAAAUCCUGGUCCCGGAUCAGGACCCUGGAUCAGGAGCCGUCACUCGUCCUUACCGAGUCAGAACCAGGACCCAACCACGAGGGACAGAGACUCCACCACUACAUAGAACACAACCAGUGGACAGGUGGACUGAACAACCUCAGUACUGGUGGUCAUCAGAGAGACAGAGGCUCCAGUCAGGGAUCCAUUCUGCAGCCCAGACCCUUCUCUUCACAGUCUCAGUGCAGGGAUGAAGCAGGGCCUGGGGCUGAUAGAGAUAGACCCUCCUGUUCCUAUGAUACAAACACCACCGUAUCCAUGAUGAACAAAGCAGGUCACCCUGGGCUUCAGCCUUUACUGAGAGUGGUGGGCGAUCCCCCUGGUGGGAGUUUAACAGGAAGUCUGUCUUCCCCUUCAGGAUCUCGCCUAAUGCCUGGUGACUGGGUUCAUAGAAAGCCUGGACCUGGGUCUAGCCUUCCUCAGCUACAUCAUGGUUACCCCACGAAUAUAGACAGGGUCAGGAUGGGCGUUCACCACGAGCGAUACCUAGCCUGUAGCACAGCACACAAUCCCAACAACACCCAAACAAUGGCUAGAGGUCAAGGAGGGAGCUCAAAGACUAACCACCUGAUGGUGGUGUCUCCUGCUUCUACCUCUGGUGUCAUUGGGUCACAACGUGUGAGGCCGAGCGUUAGGACGGAAGCCGGCAAGACGUACGCCUGCCCCACCUGUCAGAAGCGCUUCGCUCAUGCGAACUAUGUGAAGAGGCACCAGGCCGUUCACACCAAGGACAAGCCCUUCAAGUGCAAACUAUGUUACAAGAGCUUCUCCUUCCUGACUAGCCUUAUCAGACAUAGGAGUGUCCACAAUGGGGAAAAAUCGUAGCAGUGUGCCUUGACAUGUACACAGGAGAUGUCUGGGAACUAUUCUUUAGUUGAAUUAUUAUAGUUAUCAUGUCUAGUUUCUUGGGGUAAGAGGGUAAUUAAACCACAUACCCCUCAUUAACCCUUUGUUAACUUGCUAUUUGAAAUUGGAUUGUAAAAUACUUAUUUUUAUGAGAGUUGCUAACACACUGUUCUUUCUAAGCAAGUCUUCUCUCAGCUGUAAAGACCGUGAUCAUAGGAGAUUUGAAGUGUAUUAUAAUAAGCAGUAUCUUAUUUCCAAGAACAGCGCGAGUACCUUUUUCAUUGAACCACACCCAUUGUGUAAAUGGAAGUGAACAAUGACCAAUAACUAUUUCCACGUCAGCGUUUUUAUUGUUAUUUAGACUUUUAUUAACACCCUGGAACUCAAAAUAUGACUAAUUUAACUGCACAGCAUCACAUACUUUCCCCAGUUAGUGUUUAAUGCGUUCCGGUAACUCAGAGCUCCCCAGGUCACCCGCCUCUCGUGCAUAUUUUUUGUUCCGGCACCUCCUGAUUUACAAAUUAAGCACUGAUUACAUGAUUAAACAACCAAAGUUAUUCUACAACAUUCCCAGAUUUUUUUGGUGUCUUGUUUUCGUUCUAUUGUAAGGCCUACAUGAAAUGUACAAAAUGUGUUUGUAUGUAAAAAUUAUUGAAAACACAUAUUGCCAUUUUUUAUAAUAAACUCCAAUGGCUCCAUAUUGUUAGGUACUUGAAUCACACUGUUAGACAUGGGCUUGAUUGUGAUUAACAUGUUCUAAUAUUAUGUAAUGUUUCUGUAUGUACAGCGAAUCGUUUUUUUCAGGUAGCCUAGCGGUUAAGAGUGUUGGGCCAGUAACCGAAAGGUCGCUGGUUUGAAUACCCAAGCAUGACUAGGUGGAAAAACCUGUUGAUGUGCCCAUGAGCAAGACACUUAACCCUAGUCGCUUCUGUAUGUCGUUCUGAAUCAGAGCGUCUGCUAAAUGACUAAAACGCAAAUGUAAUAAACCUUUAUGCUUUUCUGCACAAUCUUUGUUUGCAGUCUGCAGUCCAUGAAGACCUGCUGAUAUCCAGUGUUACUGGUGAGAGAGAGUGGACCUCUGAGAUGGCUGGUCACAAAGACCUGCCCCGGAUCACGACCAUGGAUCAGGAGCCAUCACUCUUCCUUCCCGAGUCGGAACCGGGACCAAACCACACAGAGCACAUCUGGCGGGGAGUGAGCCGGCAACCGGAGCAUUACUGGCAUCAAUAUCUCAGGUGCCACCUACCACUGAUGUUCCCUUGAACAAGGAACUUAACCCCCUAAACUGCUCAUUGGACGGUGCACUGCAGCUGCUCUCUGCUCCAGCCUCUACAACCUAAUGUGUGUUUGUAUGUAUGUGUGUAAAUCAGGGGGUUGGAUAAAAGCAGAAGAAACAUUUCCAUCACACAAUCCCAAUAACAAUGGCUAGAGUUCAAAGACUGGCUCCUGCUUCUACCACAUUAUAACGUGGGAGGCCAAGUAUUAGGACAGACAAGCCAUACCAGCCGUAUGUGUAGGAAGCGCUUCUCUGAGGCUAAGUAUGUGAAGAGGCCGUUCACGCCAAGGAAAGGCCCUUUAAGUGGAAACUAAACUCAGCAAAAAAAGAAACGUCCCUUUUUCAGGACCCUGUCUUUCAAAGAUAAUUUGUAAAUAUUCAAAUAACUCCACAGAUCUUCAUUGUAAAGGAUUUAAACACUGUUUCCCAUGCUUGUUCAAUGAACCAUAAACAAUUAAUGAACAUGCAUCUGUGGAACAGUCGAUAAGACACUAACAGCUUACAGACGGUAGGUAAUUAAGGUCACAGUUAUGAAAACUUGCGUGAACGUGUCUUAGGCAUGCUGCAAGGAGGCAUGAGGACUGCAGAUGCGGCCAGGGCAAUACAUUGCAAUACGACAGCGCUACAGGGAGACAGGACGGACAGCUGAUCGUCCUCGCAGUGGCAGACCACUUGUAACCCACCUGCAGAGGAUCGGUAAAUCCAAACAUCACACCUGCGGGACAGGUACAGGAUGGCAACAACUGCCCGAGUUACACCAGGAACGCACAAUCCCUCCAUCAGUGCUCAGACUGAGGCUGGACUGAGGGCUUGUAUACCUGUUGUAAGGCAGGUCCUCACCAGACAUCACCGGCAACAGCGUCGCCUAUGGGCACAAACCCCGCGUCGCUGUACCAGACAGGACUGGGGAAAAAAUGCUCUUCACUGACGAGUCGCGGUUUUGUCUCACCAGGGGUGAUGGUCAGAUUCGUGUUUAUCGUCGAAGGAAUGAGCGUUAUACCGAGGUACUCGGGAGUGGGAUUGAUUUGGAGUUGGAGGCUCCGUCAUGGUCUGAGGCGGUGUGUCACAGCAUCAUCAGACUGAGCUUGUUGUCAUUGCAGGGAAUCUCAACGCAGUGCGUUACAGGGAAGACAUCCUCCUCCCUCAUGUGGUACCCUUCCUGCAGGCUCAUCCUGACAUGACCCUCCAGCAUGACAAUGCCACCAGCCAUACUGCUCGUUCUGUGCAUGAUUUCCUGCAAGACCGGAAUGUCAGUGUUCUGCCAUGGCCAGAAAAGAGCCCGGAUCUCAAUCCCAUUGAGCACGUUUGGAACCAGUUAGAUCGGAGGGUGAGGGCUAAGGCCAUUCCCCCAGAAAUGUCUGGGAACUUGCAGGUGCCUUGGUGGAAGAGUGGGGUCAUCUCACAGCAAGAACUGGCAAAUCUGGUGCAGUCCACGAGGAGGAGAUGCACUGCAGUACUUAAUGUAGCUGGUGGCUACACCAGAUACUGACUGUUACUUUUGAUUUUGACCCCUUUGUUCAGGGACACAUUAUUCAAUUUAUGUUAGUCACAUGUCUGUGGAACUUGUAGAGUUUGUCUCAGUUGUUGAAUCUUGUUAUGUUCAAACAAACAUUUACACAUGUUAAGUUUGCUGAAAAUCAACGCAGUUGACAGUGAGAGGACGUUUCUUUUUUUGCUGAGUUUACAAGUUGAUUUGAUCCAUACUACGACAGUUGAUAUUGCUCGUCCGCAUGCGGAUGACUAGCAGGCUUGUGCAUGUCGCACGUGGCUAGUCAAAUGUCGAACUCUUCAUUGAGACAUUGCUGAAACAUCAAGCCAUUGUCUAGUAAGUGCCACAUUUUCAUUUGUGCCUCAAAUCAAAAUGAAAGAAAAGUUAUCUUGCAAAUUCAGCAGGAUAUGGUGUGAAAUAGGCUUGUUUAAGUGCCGUCUUUAUUGUAUUACUUAUCGUUAAUGCCGUCUUUGGUGUGGUUAUCAAUGCAUGAGCACCUUUUUUCUCACUUCUAUCAAUACAAAUCAUUGUAUUAAA
Messenger RNA from Salvelinus fontinalis (brook trout), 5504 nucleotides. RefSeq lists its product as uncharacterized. NCBI's taxonomy places the organism in Eukaryota, Metazoa, Chordata, Actinopteri, Salmoniformes, Salmonidae. The record is from RefSeq and is a predicted model, not a curated record. The coding region runs from base 241 to 2181 and encodes 646 amino acids. Gene Ontology annotation, cellular component: nucleus. The transcript is spliced from 7 exons.